Molecule: messenger RNA, 1638 nt
Organism: Ichthyophthirius multifiliis
Lineage: Eukaryota; Ciliophora; Oligohymenophorea; Hymenostomatida
Exons: 5
Biological process (GO): protein phosphorylation; phosphorelay signal transduction system
Molecular function (GO): ATP binding; protein kinase activity
Source: RefSeq, a predicted model, not a curated record
AUGGCAGAUGAUGAUCGAGAAAACCGUAAUAUACAUGUAUUAGUAGCUGAAGACGAUAAUUUUUAACGUUUAGCAUUAAUAGACGUCCUUACAUUGUGUAAUUACCAAGUCACAGACGUUGAGAACGGUCGUUUAGCUCGAGAUGAGUUAUUAAAAGAAGAUUCUAACAUAGAUGUAGUAUUAUUAGAUCUAUGGAUGCCCGAGAUGGAUGGCUGGGAGUUAUUAUGCUUAAUGUAGAACUAUGAAAAGCUUCGAAAUAUUCCAGUAAUAAUGAUGAGUGCUGAUAAUGAAUAGGAGAAAGUAGCUUUAUGUCUAGCUCACGGGGCUAAGGAUUAUUUAGUAAAGCCUAUAAGAAUAUAGAUGGUAAAAGGUAUAGCUAAUCAUGUGAUUUCUAGUAAUAAAUUAAAGACAAAUCCAGGAGGAAAGGUGACUUAUAAAAAAAUAAGAACACUAGGAUAAGGAGCUAGUGGGAGUGUUGAAUUAGUUUAAAGAUCUAAUGAUAAUUAACUUUUUGCUUUAAAGACUAUAUCUAUGAAAUUUAUGAAUGAAACUGAAAAAAAAAUGGCGGAAUCAGAAGUCACAUUAUUAAAAGUAUUAGUUGCCCCAACUAUUAUUAGAUAUUAUGAUUCAUAUAUAGAGAAUGAUACUAUAAAUAUAGUUAUGGAAUAUGCAAAAGAAGGCGCUUUAUCAGAUAAAAUAAAUGAAUGUAAAAUAAAAGGAAUACACAUUUCUGAUGAAAAUAUAUUAUAUAAUAUAACUUAAUUAAUUAUAGCAGUACUUUUUAUGCAUGAUAAAAACAUACUUCAUAGAGACAUUAAAACCUAGAAUUUAUUCCUUACAAAAGAGAACGUAGUAAAACUAGGAGACUUCGGUAUAUCUAAAGCCCUAGGAACAAAUGCCGAUUUAACCAAAACACUAGUCGGAACUCCUUAUUUUAUGUCCCCUGAAGUAUGUAAUGGUGACACAUAUGGUUAAAAAGCCGAUAUAUGGGCUAUAGGAUGUGCCUUAUAUGAAAUGGCUAUGUUAAAAAGACCAUUUGAUAACGAUAAUAUAAAUAUACUGUUUUCUAAAAUAAAAAAUGAAGAACCACCACCUUUAAGUGAUCAUAUAAGUAGUGAUAUAAGAAUGUUAUGCUCUCUGAUGUUAUAGAAAAACCCUUAAUUAAGACCUUCGGUUUGGGAUUUGGCAAAAAUAGAAUGUAUAUAGAAAAAUAUAAGCCGUUAUUAUGAAGAAGAGGCUAAAGAAGACCCUUUUUUGGUCGGAUAUUUAAAAGGGGGAGGAAAUUAGAGGAGAUAAAAUAAAGGAUUGGAAAAAUAGAAGAAUGGAUAGAAUGAAAAUAAUAAUUAAUAAUCGUCUAAUUAAUAGGGGAAUUCUUAGAAAAAUCAAGGGAAUGAAAAUGGAAGUAUUAUUCAAGAAUCGAAUAAUCAUAUAGAAGAAAUUAUUAGGAUUUUAAAUGAAAGUUUGACACCUUAUGAUGAAAAAAUUAGCGCUUUUAAAAUCGAAAGAGAUGUUAUUAAUGGAGAAUAGGUUUUUGAGUAAUUAAAGAAGUAUUAUCCGCUUUCAACUUAAGAUUAAGUAGGUAAAUUGGAAGAAUUAGUCAAUAAAAAAAUAUUUAUAUUAUUUAACACUUAAUUUUGA